UCAGAGAUAUUUAUGGAGCCGUGUCUCAGGUGGCUUGCAGCUGCCACGCGAGCGACCCUCGUCCUGGUGGGCGCUCACCGAUGGCUGCGUGCGUCUGACGUCCUGACUUGAACGUCGCAGGGCAACGACACGCCGGCCGAGCACGGUAUCCGCCGUGGUCCAGACUGUGCAUGCCUCCCAAGCUCUCUUCCCCGCAGCCACCCCUCGCCUUACGUGCACGCAUAUCGACGAGCAACCCCGGCACGACGCGCGUGCGAACAGCUGGCGGAGACAGAGCCAUGGGUCGCGAGCCCGCGGCAAGGGAACGCUCAACGGCCGUGGGCAUCUGUGUCACUGUCCCUGCGUGCCAUUCCCGCACGCACGGCGGCAAACCCGUGUACGCAUUCCCAGAGACGGAAACAUCAGCGCCGACGGCAUGCAAUCCGCUCAGAAGGCAUUUACCCGGUCAGCAUCUUGCUCCAACGUGCGACGAACACACGCCGUUGUCCCAGGCCACGAGGCGAGACACGGAGGCAGACGUCCACCGUCCAGGGCCUAUUGGGUUUGCCAGGCUCGGAGCGGUGACGGCUCUGCAGGCGGCGACGUGUCGACGCAGAGUCAUCUUUGCCGUCAUGGUUUGACACAGGGAAUGGCAGGGGAAGCACAGUAGGGCCUCGUGUGAGAUCCUGCGCCUUGCCGACUUUGCACAAUGCUCGAC
Molecule: messenger RNA, 697 nt
Organism: Paraphaeosphaeria sporulosa
Lineage: Eukaryota; Fungi; Ascomycota; Dothideomycetes; Pleosporales; Didymosphaeriaceae
Exons: 1
Coding region: 171-620 (149 amino acids)
Source: RefSeq, a predicted model, not a curated record